GGAAAAUAUCUCCAUUGGUGAUGUUUGAAAUGUACAGCCUGGCAAAGGAAGAAAAGUUUUUUAAAAUAUCAACAUCUGUCUUUAAAUAUUGUCUGACCACCUCCCACUGACCCACACUUUCUUCACAGCUAUGAAAACUUAAAUUGAUGUAAAAAAAAAAAUUACAAAUAAACCAGUGUUAUCCACUGAAAUGACAAAUACUGAAUUCUGCCAAGCCUAAGAAGCAAAUGCUUCCUGUUGACUUUUUACUGGAACAGUGCCAAGCAUUACUGAUACUUUCAACACAGGAAAAUAAUGACUACAGUAGUAGAUUUUUAGAAAGGGGUGAGAGUGUGCUGCUUAUCUUCACCAAGAAAGGAGAAUGGGUGGGUUGCUUUUUGUUCCAGAUCUAGCCCCAAUCUCUCAACUAUGAAUACAAACUUGUAUGAAGGAGAAUCUGUUUAACUGCAGGACCAAAAAUGCCUUAUGAUGAUGAGGUUCAACUGAGUGCACUGAGGUCUCAAAAAUAGUGAAUAUUUUAGUGAGUUUCAUGUACAGGAUUCUCAGGCAGACACUCACUAACUUCUUGCUCUUUGGUUGCUAGCUAUCACAGAACAGUGUAUCAAUGCACGUCCUUUUCAGAUGCCGUAGUUUUGUUCGUUGGUUCCCUCCUUGGCUGGUCCAGGCUGUGUAAGGUUACAUUUACGUUUCUUUGUUCUAAACAAUCUUAAUAAUACAGUCUUGGAAAGAGAUCUGAUAGGAGGAACUGUAUGACUGCCCAUGCUUGUGGAAACAGCAUCCCUUAAGAAGUAAAUUCACAACAGGAAGUUUUUUUGUUUUUUAUGAUGUGACCAAAUUCUCAUGGUGUGACAGUAACUAAGGGUAAAUGGCUUCCUGGGAAUGGACACUUCCAGGUCUGUUACCUGCUACUGAGAUGAUUUAGAGGUUCUGGGCCAAAAGCAGGAGCCAGUUGAGUCUAGAUGCUGGAGACAGGGUUUGAAAUGUUCUUGCCCAGCAAUGUCCGAUUAAAAACUCUCUUGUUGUCCUGGUAGGAACUUCACUUGUUAGGCGCAGCAGGGUGAGGGGCCGAAUGGUGGUGGAUUCCAGGGCGUGGGGAGAGACUGCAUCAAUAAACUAUCCUUUUCCUUUAGGCAAAGUCUUGAAUUUGGGACCAAAAGCUGGCCAGAUCUAUGUGCCAAAUGUGUGAAUGUUUGUGGUGCUAUUGGGCUGUUCUGGCAGGGUCUGGGUUCUGCUGGUGGAUUAGGAUCCAUUCUGCGGGCUCUCAACUUGUGCGGUAGAAUUCAGAAGCCAAAAACUAACUGGGUGUCAUGGUGCUUAUGUUCUUGGCCCGAACAGGGAAUGACACGAACUGACCCUGCUGUGCCCUGAACUAUUCUGACUGUUGCAUCUUAGCUUCUGCACAGAACUGAAAGUCACAGAGGGAGAGGAAUCGGAGUGACUCUUGCUACAGCUGGAAAGGAGCAGAUCAGAGGUGCUCAGAGUAGCCUGUGUGCGUCAGCAGAGAGAUGGGGAAAACAGCAGAUUCAACUGAGCACACUCCACAAGGAGAGGUGCGCCCCAUUUGUAAUGGGGACCCUGAGACAAGAGGGGAGAUGGAAACUCAAAAGAAUCCUCAACAAGAAAAGUUCCUAAUGGAGGUGCCAAGUAGGAAUGGAGAUGCAACGAGAGAACGAGACCCAGGUUGUCUGGCUCCUGUCAGGAAACCCAUAGUGUGGGGCACAGUUGCAUUUCUGCUCAUCGUUGGUUUGGUGGCAGCUCUGGCAGUGGUAACAUCUAAGCCACCUGUGGCUGAUGUGGGGGUACAAGGAGAGACUGCCUGCCCCAAUGGCUGGGUCGCGUUCCAAGGGAAAUGCUACUAUUUCUCAGAGGUUGAAGGGAGCUGGAACGACAGCCAGAGCAACUGCUCCUCCCUCGGUGCCUCCCUGGCUGGGAUCGACACCCAGCAGGACAUGGACUUCGUGCUGCGCUACAGAAGCCACCGUGAUCACUGGUUCGGCCUCCGGAGGGAGCAGGACCUCCGGCCCUGGAGAUGGGUGAACGGCACCAAAUUCAACAACUGGUUUAAAAUCGGAGGGGGAGGCAAGUGCGCGUAUCUGAAGGAAGCAAAAGCCAUCAGCUCCUCGCGGUGCUCUAUGGAGAGGCACUGGGUCUGCAGCAAACCCCACACGUGUGCAAAGGGAGAUUAUCAUCUGCCCUUUGUGAACAGUGCGGUCUCAGCUGGAGCCUCCAGGUGUUACUGUAAUAUGGAUAAUGACGCCGGCAACACCACAUCCUGUGUCUCUGUCCUGCUUCGGACGCGGUCUAUGAAGGGUUAUGCCGAUACUUGUCACGCAGCCCGGGAGACACUGAGGCUGAUUUACAAAUCCGAAUUCACAGGUUCUCCUGCGAAGCUGCGUGGGUAUAAAAUCACCAUCGGCGUUUUGGGGGCCUGGAGCGUUGUGGCGACGCUGGCUGUGAUCGCGCUGAGCAUUCUGGAGGGCACUGGCUGCAAAAUCUGUCCCCCAGACUGGCUGCCACAUGGUGCCAAAUGCUACUGGUUUUCUACAGAGAGUAAAAUCUGGUCCGGGAGCCGUGCGGACUGCUCAGCGAGGAGCGCUGGCAUGGUGGUGAUCCAGGAGCAGGAUGAGAUGGAGUUCCUGGGGAGCAGCAUUCAAGAGAAGUACCUUGUCUGGACUGGCCUCAGUGCAAACGGGACCUGGAGGAAAUGGACCUGGGUGGAUGGAUCCUUGUUAAAUCAGACGCUGUUCCCCGUGAAAGGAGCCGCCGAAGAGAACAGCUGUGGGGUGAUCAAAGGGAGUCAGAUCCAGUCGGAAACCUGCAGCGCCAGUUCUGUUCUGAGAGCAAAAAUGGAGAUUGCCAUUCAGCAUCAAUAUGUGGACCCAGAGAAGCAGGAGUCAGGGGAAAAAUUGAUUUGGCUGGAGACUCAAAGCACCAAGUCACCCAUCCAGCGAGAGGAAAGCGUUCUGGAUAAUGAUCAGAAGGUUCGUGUGUGUACAUGGGGGACGGCCACUCGUCUCAAAGUCCUAGCUGGAAUCGCAGGCACAGCUGUGGCUAUAACGCUCAUCAUUUUAGCAGUGCUGACAACCAGAUCCCAUGUGACCAGUUCUCCUUCCCCUGCCGCCUCGUAUCCAGUCUCCGGUCCAGGCCCCUCCUGCCCUGGCAGCUGGAUCGGGUACCGAGGGAAAUGCUAUUAUUUCUCAGAGAUGGAAGGGAAUUGGACCUACAGCCAGAGCCAGUGCUCAGCACUCAGUGCCUCCCUGGCUGUGAUUGACAGUGAGCAGGACCUGAUUUUCAUGCUGCGCUUUAAAGUCAGAACAGAUCCAUGGAUCGACCUCCGGAGGGAGCCCGGUCAGGGGUGGAAAUGGCCCAACGGUUUGGAAUUCAACAACUCGUUUGUCAUUCGAGGGGAAUCCGACUGCGCUUUCCUGAGCGAAGACACCGUCAGCUCUUCGAGAUGCUACAUUGAGCGAAACUGGAUCUGCAGCAAACCCGAUGCCUAUGCAAAGGGAACUGAUACGAGGGGGGACUUGAGAGUCUAAAAGUUAAAAUUGCAGCUCUGCUUUGAAAUAAGAUUUUGAAAAAUGGCAUUGGAAGGGUGAUAAAUGAAGAGGGGUGGGCCCCCACUUUCUGCAUUCGAAGUGCCAGAGUGGGGAUUCAGCCUUGACAGGAGGUUUCAGGGUUAUUACUUCUCAGCAAA
Messenger RNA from Mauremys mutica (yellowpond turtle), 3697 nucleotides. RefSeq lists its product as uncharacterized. The transcript has 17 exons. Bases 1506 to 3539 code for a protein of 677 amino acids. The record is from RefSeq and is a predicted model, not a curated record. Lineage: Eukaryota; Metazoa; Chordata; Testudines; Geoemydidae.